GAGACAACUGGCUUUUACAAUGAUCCAAACUAAAUAUUUGUCCGCUUUUCUGAUCUUAACUCUUUUCCUGGCUGGUGCUGAUGGUCAAACACUGACUGAGUCUGAAUCAGUGGUGAAAAGACCUGGACAAUCACACAGACUGACCUGCACAUAUUCAGGGUUCAGUAGCGAUCACUGGAACACUUGGAUCAAACAGGCACCUGGAAAAGGACUGGAGUGGGUCGCUACUAUCACUAGUGAUGGUGGCAGCACUUACUACUCUCAGUCAUUUCAAGGCCGUUUCACCAUCUCCAGAGACAACAGCAGAAAGCAGGUGUAUCUGCAGAUGAACAGCCUGAAGACUGAAGACUCUGCUGUUCAUUAUUGUGCACGAUACGAUGGCAGCUAUGGCUACUUUGACUACUGGGGAAAAGGGACACAAGUCACCGUAACUUCUGCCACAGUGACCAGGCCGACAGUGUUUCCUCUACAACCAUGUGACAUGCAGGAUGGGACAGGAAUGAUCUCUUACGCCUGCCUUGCCACCGGCUUCACUCCGUCGGCACUGACCUACACAUGGACCGUAAAUGACAGUCCUUUUGCCGACUCCAUCCAGUAUCCUCCAGUCCUGAAAAACAACUUUUAUACUGGAGUCAGUCAGAUCCAAGUGAGGAGACAGGACUGGAACAACACCCAACUCUACAAAUGCCGUGUGGAACAUCAAGGGGAAAAUAGAGAGGUGAUAAUAAAGCCCGCAGAGACAAUCUAUGAGUUGCCAACUCUUACAGUCUCGGCCUCAGACGGUGAAAACGAUGUUACUUUUUCCUGCCUUGCCAAAGAGUUUUCUCCCAAAACUCAUGAGUUCAAAUGGCUGAAAAAUAAUCAAGAAAUUACCGGCAACAAACAUGAGAUUACAACAACUUCUGAGGGCAAACAAGUAAAUGGAACUACAAUGUACAGUGCAGCGAGUUUCCUCACAGUAGCUAGUCAGGACUUGGAAAGAGACGCUGAAUAUAUGUGCCAGUUUAAGGGGAAGGGUGAAGGAGGAGCAGCAACAUUUCUGAAUUCAACUGUGACCUACAGACCUACAAGUGAUCCGCCAUGUGAGGGAAAUCUUGGGGAAAGCGUGAAAGUAAAUAUCAUUCACCCCUCUUUAGAGGACAUGUUUCUAAACGGCAGAGGACAAGUACUAUGUGAAGUCUCUUCAACCCUUGUUCCAGUCUACAAAAUUUACUGGCUGAACCAUGACGGUAAAGAAAUGUCAGAUGGUGCCAUUGAACCCGGACUAAAGAAAGGCAAAUUCACAGCCCCUCUGCUCGUCUCAUAUGACGAAUGGAACAAUGGGAUUCAGUGCGAAUGCCGUGUUGAACUUGAUGGUGUGAUAGAGCCGAUAAUUAGACCCUACAGAAGGGCUUCUGGAGGAAAUCCUCAGCGUCCAUCAGUGUUUAUGCUGCCACCAAUAGAACACACUAAAAAAGAAAGUGUGACCCUGACUUGCUAUGUGAAAGACUUCUUCCCUGCGGACAUUUUGGUGUCUUGGCUCAUUGACGAUGAGCAACUAGAGUCAAACUCAGAGUAUGAGUAUAACACCACAAACCCUGUAGAAAACAGCGGUACCUAUUAUGCCUAUGCCCACUUAUCAGUCACUGCUGAUAAGUGGAAAGAGACGGACACAGUGUAUAGCUGUGUAGUUUACCACGAAUCUGUGAUCAACACAACUAAAACCAUCGUCAGGUCCAUUGGGCACAGAUCGCUUGAAACCACCAACCUGGUCAACCUCAACAUGAACAUCCCUGAAACGUGCAAGAGCCAGUAUCAAGAUUUCCGGAUUGACAUGUUCUACCAAGAGAACAGUGACCAGCUGAAAGAAGGCGAUAAUCUGCAGAGCACCGCCCUCACCUUCAUCCUUCUCUUCCUCAUCACUCUGGUGUUCACCAUCGGAACCACUGCUUUCAAGUGCUUCCGCUCGCUGCUCGCCCUGUUCACUCUGCCCUGUCAAGCUGCAACAUCUGUAUGUAUGAUUCAACUGAUCAAUGAGUUCAACAUUGAAAGAAUAAUGUUUACAUACAACAGUACAAACAAAGACAGCCGAAAUAAAAUUACCCCUUUUUUUUUCAUUUCAGAAGAGAAGAUUGUCUCUCCAAACAUCACAGUAUACCCUAUCUGGGAAAGAAAAAACACACUUUCAACACUCAAGCUCAUCUGUUCCUUAAGUGACUUUUAUCCAAGUGACCUGACUGUAACAUGGGAAAAGAACGACCAGCUUCUAAACGUAAGACAAAACCAAAGAAAGCAGAAGAGUGCGGAGAACACAUUCAGUUUCAGCAGUGAGAUUGAGCCAAAUAGUGCUGACUGGAAUGGUGGCUCAAAGUUCACAUGCAAAUCCAUCCACAAAGGCACGGAGCAGAAAGCGUCUACAAGUAUUUGUAAUGUUCUUCCAAACAGUCCCCCAUUGGUUCAUGUGGAGAUUCCCAGCUUUGAGGCAGUGAUGAGCUCAACGUCUACAGUGAAGGCUAGAUGUACUGUGCACAGUGCCUUUGCUGCCACAGUGAAGUGGUUGAUAGAUGGGAGUUCUGCACUGAGUAACACUGUGAUGCAGGUCCCCAGCACAACUUAUAUAAUCAGCGAUUUGACACUUUCCCCAAAUAAAUGGAGAAGACUCGACCGAGUAACAUGCAGAGCAGAACAUCCAUGCUUCACACCUACUCAUACUGAGAAGACAGUGAACGUUGCAGGGCCUGCAGUUACAGAUCCAGUGGUGGAGAUCAGAAGAUCAUUCCCAGAUUUCCUGAAGGGAGACAGUGCUGUCCUGGUGUGUGAUGUCACAAAACUCUCCUCCACUGAUCUGUUUGUCACCUUUGAGGCCAACGGUGUUAAGAUUUCUCCUAAACAGUAUGUGGAUCUCCCUGAAGCACCAGGUCCAUAUUCAAUCAGUAGAAGUUUUCCUGUCCCUUCAAAUCACCUGAGGAAAGGCAAGAGUUUCACCUGCAAAGUGACCCAAGGUUUCUCCAGGACAUUUCCAUCAGUAUCCACAGUCAAUAUUUUUGUGGAGCCAGUGAUGGAGCUCCUUCUGGCCCCCAGUGCAGAGUCAGGACAACAGAUGUUGUUGUGCACUGGUCAAGGCUUCGACCCUCAAAUAAAAUGGUCUUCUGAAUCUCGGCAAAUACGUGAGUCAAAAAGUGACAUCAGCAUGGAUGCAAAUGGACGUGUGACUGUGAUCAGUCAACUAAAAGUCUCUGAAGCAGAGUGGAAAACAGGGAAGGUCUACAACUGUGAAGUAUCUGACAAGACUCUCAAAGACCAGAUCAAUCGGGAAAUCAGCAUCUGUUCAGGACAAGAGAAGGUUCCUCCUUUCAUUCACGUGGAGACUCCAACCUUUGAGACAAUGAUGAGUGCAACCUCUGAUGUGAAAGCAACAUGUUCAGUCCGCACAGUAUUUGCUGCCACAGUGACCUGGUUAAUAGAUAAUUCUCCACAGAUUAACCCUGAGAGGCAGGUCACCAACACAACUCAUAUAAUCAGUUAUUUGACACGCUCCCCAAAUACGUGGAGAGGACUCAACCAAGUAACAUGCAGAGCAGAACAUCCAUGCCUCACACAAACUGAGAAGACAGUGAACGUUGCAGGGCCUGCAGUUACAGAUCCAGUGGUGGAGAUCAGAAGAUCAUUCCCAGAUUUCCUGAAGGGAGACAGUGCUGUCCUGGUGUGUGAUGUCACAGAACUCUCCUCCACUGAUCUGUUUGUCACCUUUAUGGCCAACGGUGUUGAGAUUUCUCCUAAACAGUAUGUGGAUCUCCCUGAAGCACCAGGUCCAUAUUCAAUCAGUAGAAGUUUUCCUGUCCCUUCAGAUCACUGGAAAAAAGACAAGAGUUUCACCUGCAAAGUGACUCAAGGUUUCUCCAGGACAUUUCCAUCAGUAUCCACAGUCAAUAUUUUUGUGGAGCCAGUGAUGGAGCUCCUUCUGGCCCCCAGUGCAGAGUCAGGACAACAGAUGUUGUUGUGCACUGGUCAAGGCUUCGACCCUCAAAUAAAAUGGUCUUCUGAAUCUCGGCAAAUACGUGAGUCAAAAAGUGACAUCAGCAUGGAUGCAAAUGGACGUGUGACUGUGAUCAGUCAACUAAAAGUCUCUGAAGCAGAGUGGAAAACAGGGAAGGUCUACAACUGUGAAGUAUCUGACAAGACUCUCAAAGACCAGAUCAAUCGGGAAAUCAGCAUCUGUUCAGGACAAGAGAAGGUUCCUCCUUUCAUUCACGUGGAGACUCCAACCUUUGAGACAAUGAUGAGUGCAACCUCUGAUGUGAAAGCAACAUGUUCAGUCCGCACAGUAUUUGCUGCCACAGUGACCUGGUUAAUAGAUAAUUCUCCACAGAUUAACCCUGAGAGGCAGGUCACCAACACAACUCAUAUAAUCAGUUAUUUGACACGCUCCCCAAAUACGUGGAGAGGACUCAACCAAGUAACAUGCAGAGCAGAACAUCCAUGCCUCACACAAACUGAGAAGACAGUGAACGUUGCAGGGCCUGCAGUUACAGAUCCAGUGGUGGAGAUCAGAAGAUCAUUCCCAGAUUUCCUGAAGGGAGACAGUGCUGUCCUGGUGUGUGAUGUCACAGAACUCUCCUCCACUGAUCUGUUUGUCACCUUUAUGGCCAACGGUGUUGAGAUUUCUCCUAAACAGUAUGUGGAUCUCCCUGAAGCACCAGGUCCAUAUUCAAUCAGUAGAAGUUUUCCUGUCCCUUCAGAUCACUGGAAAAAAGACAAGAGUUUCACCUGCAAAGUGACUCAAGGUUUCUCCAGGACAUUUCCAUCAGUAUCCACAGUCAAUAUUUUUGUGGAGCCAGUGAUGGAGCUCCUUCUGGCCCCCAGUGCAGAGUCAGAACAACAGAUGUUGUUGUGCACUGGUCAAGGCUUCGACCCUCAAAUAAAAUGGUCUUCUGAAUCUCGGCAAAUACGUGAGUCAAAAAGUGACAUCAGCAUGGAUGCAAAUGGACGUGUGACUGUGAUCAGUCAACUAAAAGUCUCUGAAGCAGAGUGGAAAACAGGGAAGGUCUACAACUGUGAAGUAUCUGACAAGACUCUCAAAGACCAGAUCAAUCGGGAAAUCAGCAUCUGUUCAGGACAAGAGAAGGUUCCUCCUUUCAUUCACGUGGAGACUCCAACCUUUGAGACAGUGAUGAGUGCAACCUCUGAUGUGAAAGCAACAUGUUCAGUCCGCACAGUAUUUGCUGCCACAGUGACCUGGUUAAUAGAUAAUUCUCCACAGAUUAACCCUGAGAGGCAGGUCACCAACACAACUCAUAUAAUCAGUUAUUUGACACGCUCCCCAAAUACGUGGAGAGGACUCAACCAAGUAACAUGCAGAGCAGAACAUCCAUGCCUCACACAAACUGAGAAGACAGUGAACGUUGCAGGGCCUGCAGUUACAGAUCCAGUGGUGGAGAUCAGAAGAUCAUUCCCAGAUUUCCUGAAGGGAGACAGUGCUGUCCUGGUGUGUGAUGUCACAAAACUCUCCUCCACUGAUCUGUUUGUCACCUUUAUGGCCAACGGUGUUGAGAUUUCUCCUAAACAGUAUGUGGAUCUCCCUGAAGCACCAGGUCCAUAUUCAAUCAGUAGAAGUUUUCCUGUCCCUUCAGAUCACUGGAAAAAAGACAAGAGUUUCACCUGCAAAGUGACUCAAGGUUUCUCCAGGACAUUUCCAUCAGUAUCCACAGUCAAUAUUUUUGUGGAGCCAGUGACAGAGCUCCUUCUGGCCCCCAGUGCAGAGUCAGGACAACAGAUGUUGUUGUGCACUGGUCAAGGCUUCGACCCUCAAAUAAAAUGGUCUUCUGAAUCUCGGCAAAUACGUGAGUCAAAAAGUGACAUCAGCAUGGAUGCAAAUGGACGUGUGACUGUGAUCAGUCAACUAAAAGUCUCUGAAGCAGAGUGGAAAACAGGGAAGGUCUACAACUGUGAAGUAUCUGACAAGACUCUCAAAGACAUCAAAAACAAGACCAAACAGGAAAUCAGCAUCUGUUCAGUAACUCCACCGUCAUCUCAGAUUGUUGGCGUAUACAUUCAGGGACCACCUCUCCAGGAGAUUCAGCAUAAGGGACAGAUGACUAUCACUUGUCUUCUGGUCGGCCCUCAUCUUAAUGAUUUCACCAUUACUUGGAGGGUGGAUGAAAACAUACAAUCUCCUCAAAACAUCCGUAUGGAGGCACCAGUAAGUCACAACAAUGGGACAGAGACGAAGCGGAGUUUCCUCACAGUGUCAGCGCAGGACUGGGAUGCAUACAAACAAGUGUCCUGUGAGGGAAAGCAUAUAUGUUCUAAACAGGGCUACAAGGACCAUACAAACAAAAGCAGAGAGUUACAUGUACCGACAGUACAGGUAGUAACUGUGUCUGAGCCGUCACUAUCAGACACCGCCACUCUUGUCUGCUUAGUUUCUGGAUUUUUCCCACCUGACAUCAUAGUGAACUGGAAGAAAAAUGGCCUCAAACUUCCAUCAUCUAAUCACGUCAACAGUCCUCCAUGGAAAGAUGCAGAGAGUGGCACUUAUUCAAUGAGCAGCAGAAUGAGCAUAUCUCAAACCGAGGACCAAGAAGCCACUUAUUCCUGCGUCGUCAGCCAUGAAUCAUCUGAUAAACCUUUAGAAAGCACCACAAAGGAUGUUUUUGCCACUGUGACCCCAACUCAGCCGUCAGCCAUGUUGCUCCAGGGCUCAAAUGAACUCGUGUGCCUGGCUUUUGGCUUCAGCCCGGCGUCUAUUAACAUCACUUGGUUUCUCGAUGAAGACAAGGAACUUUCAGAUUAUAACACCAGCGAGCCCCAUAGAGGUCCAAAUGGAAAGUUUAGCAUCCAAAGCCGUCUCCGUCUGUCCCCAGUCAACAUGUUACCAGGGGCGGUCCACACCUGCAGGGUGGCCCAUACAACCAUUACCAUAGAUGUGAACAUAUCUCAACCAGAAAACCUGGAUGGGUGUAACCUCUUUGAUGACAUCAUGCAUGUAGAUACAAACCAAGACAUGGGUGUGGAAAGCUGGUAUAUGGCUUGCUCAUUCCUUCUUUGUUUUCUCAUCUCGAUUGUCUACGGUCUAUGUGCUACUCUGGUCAAGACGAAAUGAUGUCAGCCAGAAAAAUCCCAGCGUACUUUUAUAAAUAUGGACUGCUGCUGCCUGACUUGUUUCAAAAUGAAUGCAUUUGGAUAUAGAUGUUUGUUUUAAUCUUAGAUUUUACAUGAUUACAUAAUUCCUUAAUGUGUAAAUUUC
This is a messenger RNA of Sphaeramia orbicularis (orbiculate cardinalfish), 7225 nucleotides long. RefSeq lists its product as uncharacterized. Lineage: Eukaryota; Metazoa; Chordata; Actinopteri; Kurtiformes; Apogonidae. The record is from RefSeq and is a predicted model, not a curated record. The transcript has 28 exons. The coding region runs from base 20 to 7081 and encodes 2353 amino acids.